AUGCUGCCAUGCAACCACCCCCUGUGCCGAGGCUGCGCUUCGCAGUGCUUCAAGGAGAGCCAGCGAUGCCCUCAAUGCAUGACCCCCAUCCCCAACCUGCGGAUGCUCCAGGGGCGAAACAAGUGGAUCGUGCACAUGGUCGACAAGCUAAAGAACUCUAUCAACGACGUUGGGGUUAGCCUCACGCAGCACUCGCCAGUCCCAUCCAAGUACCGGGACAACCCGUCACCAAAGUCGGGGGCCGCGGGCAAGGCUGCGCGCGAGCGAGCGCGGGCGCGGGCGCGGGCAUCCACGGGAGAAGCCGGUCUUCCUUCGGCGAGCUGCGGGAGCGGAGGCGGCGGGAGCGGAGGCGGCAGCCGCGGGCGAGGAAGGCCAACGAGAAGGGCCAACGCCGGCGCGAGUAGAGGGGGGGCGGCGGCGGGGGGGGCGUUUACGGAGGUGGCACCGACAUCAUCGCCGUGGCCGAACGACGACGACGGCAACGGUGCGAUUGUCCCCUCCGCUCAGCUACCGCCACCGCCACUGCCUCCUCAGCAGCCGUUCGUUGUCGGAGACCUCGUGCUGGUGGAGUCCCGCACGUGGCCGGGCAUGAACAAGCACGGGGGGGUGGGCUUGGUCGUCGCGGUGCUGGACCCGCCCGGCUCCCGCUAUGACGUUAAGUACACGGUCGGUAACAAGACCGACCGCGGAAUCGAGGCGCGAUUCGUCCACGCCCACGCCUUCCCGGAGGAGACCGUCGGGAGCCGGUCGCGCCGUGGCGGCGCCGCCGGCGCCGGCGAUACGCGCGCAAGGCGGCGCUCAGGAGGACGCGGCGGCAAGAGCGGCAGCGUUUCCCCUAGGGGGAGGUCGCCAGUGAUUGGCCCCGCCGCCGCCGCCGCGGGCGGUGCGAAGCCUACCGGAAGCAGCCGCAGUGGCGUUGUUGCCCUCGACUCCACCACGGCCGCUGCUCUGCUGCCGCAACGGGCACCGUCUCGAACUCCCAUCUGCGAUGGCGGUGGAGCCGCCGAAGAGGACGGCCCCGAGAGGGAUCGGGCCCCGGGUGUGGCUGCUCCUGUUGCGCUUGCGGCGACGUCUACCACUUCACGCGCUUCUUCUGCGCCCGCGGGUUCCCCUCCUGCCGGUACUGGCGAUGAUUCGGCGGGAAGCAGAGGAGAGGAGGGACGUGGAGCAGAUGCUCGACAUCGAGACGGUGCCGACGACGAGCAUGGCCACAACGAUGCUAGAGAGGGUUCGUGUCACUCAGAUAAGGCAUCGUCUGAAAACGGCGGUGGGGAGGGCUUAGGGGAGGAAGACUCCGAAAACAGCCAUGAUAUUGACGAUGAGAUCAGCGACGACGACGACAACGACAACGACUCAGACUACGAAGAUCUCGACAACACCGCCCCACACCCGAGAGAGAAAGGAGGAGGAGAUUGCGAGGAGGAUGGUCGUAGUCAGGAGGAGGGAGAAGGAAAACAAGUAGAGGGCGGCGACGGAUCUGAGGCAAACCCUGUAGAGCUGCUGCUGUCUCCCCCCGAGAGGGAAGAGAGCGAGCGAGAGCAAGAAGAGCGAAGGAAGACUGACGUUGGCAGCAGUAGCGACAGAGCAGUACCGCUAUCGCCGCCGGCUAGCAUCACCGGGGGCUCAACGGAAGAAACCGUGCCCCCACUUUCACCCACGUCUCGGCAGAAUCUCCCGUGGCGCUCGCGGGGGGGUGCCGCCGGACCCGACGGCGCGGGGCACCGUGGGCGGCGAGAUCCUCCCCUCCCCCCGCCCCCGCCCCCGCCCUUGUCGAGCGACUGCGGCGCGGGAGAUCCGACGACGCUCACAAGCGCUGCGGAAGGGCUGGUGGCGCUAGCUUCGACCGGCAACCGCGGCGGCGGCAGCUGCACCCCGCCGGCAGGCGAUGUCCAGGAAGACGCAGAGGAAGACUCGAGGAUGGACGAUGUCGGGGUGGACGACCACCGCGAAGGGGACACGCCGACAACAACGCCGGUGUCGCACCAGGCACCGAGAAACCCCCCCUCAUUAGGUCAAACCAGCAGCAGCGGCGGCCAUGAAUUUGCGCCGGUUAGGAAAGGGCCCCCCGUUUCGCUUGCCGCCGCCGCCGCCACCGCCCCCGCUGCGCUCGAGACCGCGGAGGCCUUGCUCUCGAUGUCCCCUUCCGUGCGCCACGGUGGUGGUUCUCUCGAGCAUCACCGCGAUGGCGGCGCACCUCCCGUUCGACCGACGAGUAGCGUCAGCAGGCGGGACGGUGAUGACGUCGCCGUUGCCGUCGGUGGUGGUGGUGGUGGUGGUGUCUCGAAACCGCCGGUACCUCCCGCACAAGAAGAAGCCAAGGAAGAAGAGCGUGGAGCUUGUGAUGACCCCGUGGGCACUCCGAACAGCACGGCAUCAUUGUCCCGGCGGCUCGGACCCGGAAGCCCCUCAUCAGCGACCGGCUUGCUACGGACAACGCGGCGGGCAAUGCCACCGCCGCCGCCGCCGCCGCCGCCGCCGCCGCCGCCGCCGCCGGCGUCCUACCGCUCCCCGACCUUGGCGCGACCUCCGAACGCGUCGUCGUCGUCGUCGACGCCUCCUCCUCCUGGCCCGUUGCCGUCGCAAACGCCUCCGGCGGCGGCGGCGGCGGCGGCGGCGGCGGCGCGGCCGCCCGCCACCCCGUCGUUCAAGGCGGGCGAUUUGGUCAGCGUACCCUCCCGCUCCUCCCCCGGGGUUAACAAGGAAGGCGGCGUGGCAAAGGUGACGCUCGUCCGCCCGAACGGGACGUGCGACGUCAAGUACAUCGUGCACCAUGGCAGGGAGAAAGGCGUGCCGGCCGGCAUCAUUUCCUUCUAUGCGGUGGAUGACGACGACAACGACGAGGAGAGCACCAGCGCUGGUCGUGGUGGCGGCGACGGUAGGCGCGAACGCGGGGGAGGGGGGCGGGGUGCCGUUGCCGCCGGUUACUCGGGGUCUUCGUCGCGGUCUUCUACGCCGGCGUCGAAGGGGGCGCCGUCGUCGUCGUCGCGCGUGCGCAGGACGUCUCGCAAGGGGUGGUGCUCGCCGGACCUGGCUGCCGGCCAGGCCUACGCGGCUUGCCUCAGCUACAUGCUCGGGGAGACCCAGCACCCGGAGCUAGACCUGGACCCUGACCUCGGCGAGCUGCUUGACCCGAACGAGGGUAGCAGCCGCGCCGGCAGCGCCGGCGACGGUGGCGGCGGCAAGGUAGAUGAGAGUCCGGGGGGGGAGGACGGAGCUUCGGCGGCGGCGGCGGCGGCAAUGGCGGCGGAAGAAGGGGCAAAGGAAGGCGAUGACGGCGUCACCGUCGUAGUAUCGGACCGGGGAGUUGGAAGCAGCGGCGGCGAGGGGGGGCAAGGAAGCGUAAAAGGCGUCGUCGGCAAGAGGAAGCGCAUAGCGCGUGGUGGUGGUGUUGACGACGACGACACCACCCGGGGUGAUAGAGGCAGAAAUGAGCGGCAAGCCUCUGACGGUGUUGAGGGAGGACCUUCGCAAGGGCAAGGGCGCCGCCACCGCCGCCGUCGCCGCCGCCGCAGCAGCAGCGCCAACGAAGGCAGCGAAGGCAUGGAGGUUUUCGAUAUUUCGGCCUCGAGCGCGGGGUCGAACAGCGGGGACAAUGGCAUGGCGCUCUUGACGACGGCGCCACCACUUGAUUACGAAGGUCGGGGCGGCGGCGACAGCCACGAUGUUUUCGAUAUUACGGCCCUUAGCGAUGAGACGAACAGCGGGGACAAUGCUGCGGCGCCGUUGCCGGCGGCGGCGGUCGACUCUAACAUUCAUGGUGGUGGUGGUAGCAGUGGAUCUCGAUCGCGUGGGCGUGCUGCCGCUCCUCCUACUGCUGCUGUAAGGAAGCGUUGCAGGCCGUCUGGUAGUGAAUCGGCGGAGGUUGACGGUCGACCGGUGACCUCGGGCAAGGGGAAGGGCAAGACCGUAAAGGCAGGACGCAGCAGCAGCGGCGGCGGCGGCGGCGGCGGCGGCGGCCGUAGCGGUGUUGAUGGUCGCGGCGAUGGUGGUGGUCUUCAAGGAGCAUGCGCAAACGGACGGCGUGGCCUAGCAACGUCGGCAGCGGCGGUGGCGGAGGAGGACGGGGCGGUGGUGCUGACCAUGAGCGGCUCCACGAGCGAGACGUCGAAGCUGGCGGACUCGUUGGCGAAGCGCCUCGGGUGGCAAGUGGAGCCCAAGUACACGGAGGCCGUUACCCACGUCGUGUGCGGCACGGUGCCGAAGACCGCCAAGGCCAGGGUCCGAAGCGUCAAGUUCCUCAGGGCGGUGGCCGGCGGCAAGUGGGUCGUCACCGAGGCCUGGCUGCAGGAGUGCAGGCGACGGGGGUGCCGGGCGGAGGAAGAGGCGUUCGAGGUGACCGGGGACAAGAAGAGUCACGUCCCCUCCGCUCCGACACGGUCGAGGCUGGCCCACGCGGAUGUGGAUCGGCCGGGCCUCUUCCAGGGCAUCACGUUCCACUUCCGGGGGCAGUUCGGGACCACGGGGUCUCCCCCGCUCUCCGAUCUAGAGUCCAUGCUGCUCGCCAACGCCGGAAAGGUGGUGAGCACGCUCGGGUCCCUCUGCGGCGCGCGAUCGACCGCAGUCGGCUCCAGCAGCGGCGGCGGCGGCGGUGGCGGCAGCGGUGGGUGGCGGCCGCGAAGGGUGGUGAUCUUCCAGCCGUCCUCGCCCGACGAAGACCAGCGGGUGCUGGAGGAGAAAAAGCUGGCCGCCGCUCUCGCGGCAGAGACGGAGCUGUCGCGGCAGGGCUCAGAGAGCGCCCCCAGAGGCGGCGGUGGGUGUGGCCGGGACGACGGUGGGGUGGGGGUGGUGGUUGACGUCGUGAGGCCGAUCUGGCUGGUGGACAGCGUGGGGUGUUUUAGGGUCUUGAAGCCGGCCGUGCAUCAUCGGGUUCCGGGCUUUGGUCUAGAGUGAAGUGAGAAGGCCGGGGUGUAGGGCGUGUGUAGCUGCAUGAUGCAACCUGUUUUUGCGGCUGUGCCGGUGGUUGACCCUACCUCUUGCUGGCCUUGCUUUGGUUUUGGUCGGCGGCGUGUUCACCAUUUGCACACGGGUGUAUCCCGAUCCACGAAUGAUGACUGUUGCCAAAGAGUGCUUUCCGCGCAUGUGUCUGGUGCGCGUGCUUCUCAAUCUUCGGCUGUCUGCGGGUGUCUCGGAAGACCGCGGUUCGAUUGAUUGGUUUCUUUUCACAGGCCGGGCACUUCGAGCACACCGCACCCUGGUGUAUCGUCUUGGUCGCUUGCCCGGUUUUGGGUGCUUUGAGCUUACGUAGCGUUGUGUUUUCCCCGUAUUGCGCGACCGUUUGCAGCGAUUGAUUUCGGAUGAUCGAUUCGCUGUGCAGCU
Messenger RNA from Ectocarpus sp. CCAP 1310/34, 5316 nucleotides. The record is from the annotation of a GenBank genome assembly. Lineage: Eukaryota; Phaeophyceae; Ectocarpales; Ectocarpaceae.